Messenger RNA from Alternaria atra, 720 nucleotides. RefSeq lists its product as uncharacterized. Gene Ontology annotation, biological process: proteasome regulatory particle assembly. Gene Ontology annotation, cellular component: nucleus; cytoplasm. The transcript has 4 exons. The record is from RefSeq and is a predicted model, not a curated record. Gene Ontology annotation, molecular function: protein binding. Lineage: Eukaryota; Fungi; Ascomycota; Dothideomycetes; Pleosporales; Pleosporaceae. The coding region runs from base 1 to 720 and encodes 239 amino acids.
AUGGACGACAUACACGCGCCAACCGUCUCUUCCGGGCCCACGUCAUCAGGCUACUCGAAUGGCAUACCAAAAGAGCAGCUAACGCUCCAAGAGCUCAUUGCUGAAAAGGACCGAGUAGAGACAGAGUUGAAAGCAUUAGGCCAGGUCCUGGAUUCGCAUGGCGUCCACAUGAAUACCGGCUUGACCACCUUUGACGGCUUCCCACGCAGUGACAUUGACGUCCCUCAGAUACGGACAACGCGCGCGCGCAUCAUACGGCUGAAGAAUGACUACAAGGAGCUCAUGUCGCGCAUCGAGAAGGGCCUCCACGAGCACCACGCGCGACUGGCAGAGCAGGCGAACAACCCAGCGACAGCCAACGGUGCACAGGCAGAAGUCGGCGCACCGCCUGCCGCAAUCGAAGCGCCUUUCGCAAAGGUCAACAGUGUCGUGGCGGACAGCCCGGCAGCCACGGCAGGUCUGCAAGUGGGCGACACCAUAACCAAGUUUGGCUGGGUGGACUGGACCAACCACGAGAGGCUGUCGCGCGUGGCAGAGGCAGUGUCGCAGAAUGAAGGGUUGGCGUGCAGAAGGCUUACAGAGUUGCAGAUUCCUAUUACCGUGAAGGCACUGCGACCCAGCCCAUCGGGCGGCCCGGCAGAGACAAUUCAGAUGCAACUCACACCACGGAGGAAUUGGGGCGGAAGAGGGCUAUUGGGCUGCCACCUGCUGCCCAUGUAG